UCUCUAUCAAAAGUAAAAUUUCCUUCAAGCCAAAACAGUAGUAGUAGAGUAAUAGUAGUAGUAGUAUGUCUUCUUCACCUCAACACUUGGCUCUGCUACUGCUAUUCUUUCUUCCAACUCUGACUCACUCUCUCUGCCGCAACUUCUGCGGCAACAUGCCCGUCAAGUACCCAUUCGGCAUCGACGACGGCUGCGGUGCGCCGCAGUUCAGCAAGAUGCUCAACUGCUCCACCGACUUGUUCUUCCAAACGCCUUCCGGCACUUACAAAGUCCAGUCCAUCGACUACGACAAAAAGACCAUGGUAAUCUACGACCCAUCCAUGUCCACGUGUUCCAUCCUCCAGCCCCACCACGACUUCGUCAUGUCGGACGUGCAGUACGCGAUAAUUCCCCCAUCCCCGGACACCGUAUUCGCUCUCCUCAACUGCUCCAUAGACUCCCCUGUUCUCAACCACUACAAGUCCCUCUGCUUCAACUUCUCCGGUCACUCCUGCGACGAGCUCUAUGGCUCAUGCACCGCGUUCCGCCUGUUCCACCUCCUGUCCAAUACGACACCGCCUUGCUGCUUUACGGGGUAUAAUACGGUGAAGUACAUGAGUAUGAAUAUACUUGAUUGUAGCCAUUACACAAGUGUGUAUGGGGUUGAUGGGUUGAAGGGGGUUGGGCCGUUGGAUUGGCUGUAUGGGAUCAAGUUGUCCUACAGUGUUCCUGAUACUGGGUGUGAUCUGUGUGCUAAGUCUGGUGGGACAUGCGGGUUUGAAGUUGAGACUCAAGGAAUGGUCUGCAUUUGCUCCAACACUCUCAAUUCUACAAGAGCAUGUGCCGCAGGUAGUGUUGCAGGAUUCACAGGGGAGAGCCAUGCACUUUCACCGUUGAUUCAAACAUUUGUUCUGCUCUUGGUGGUAGUCUAUUGUUUGAUUCCAAACGGCUAUGUGGCCUGCUUGUAGCAUCAAUUGAGGAUGAGAAGUGAUGAUUCUGUUU
Messenger RNA from Rhododendron vialii, 981 nucleotides. RefSeq lists its product as uncharacterized. The record is from RefSeq and is a predicted model, not a curated record. Gene Ontology annotation, molecular function: polysaccharide binding. NCBI's taxonomy places the organism in Eukaryota, Viridiplantae, Streptophyta, Magnoliopsida, Ericales, Ericaceae. The transcript has 3 exons. The coding region runs from base 66 to 947 and encodes 293 amino acids.